Striga hermonthica is the source of this 742-nucleotide messenger RNA. The record is from the annotation of a GenBank genome assembly. Lineage: Eukaryota; Viridiplantae; Streptophyta; Magnoliopsida; Lamiales; Orobanchaceae.
GAUAAAACAAAAACAAUGAUAUUUCUGAGGCAUCAUUUGAAUGAGGCUUUGAAAAAUAAAUAUUUAACUGUUAAAGAUCCUGCGGAUCUAUGGAAAGCCUUGAAAGAAAGGUAUGAUCACCAGAAAAUGGUGAUUCUCCCCCGGGCUCGUUACGAAUGGAUGCAUUUACGCUUCCAAGAUUUCAAAACUGUUAACGAGUACAAUUCGGCCAUGUUCCGCAUUUGUUCGGUAUUGAAAUUAUGCGGAGAAAACAUAACUGAUUAUGAUAUGCUGGAAAAAACGUUGUCCACGUUCCACGCUUCAAAUGUACUAUUACAGCAACAAUACAGAGCAAAAGGCUUUGUAAAAUAUUCUGAAUUGAUUUCAUGUUUGCUGUUGGCUGAACAAAAUAACGAGUUGUUGAUGAAAAAUCAUGAAUCUAGACCCACGGGGUCUACUGCGGUCCCUGAAAUAAAUGCUGUAAUAUCUAAACAGGGAACCGGAACUGAAAACAGCCAGACAUAUGUGCGUGGAAAUACCUCGGGACGUGGCCGGGGUUGUGGACGUGGACGUGGCCGUGGCCGUGGAUAUGGCCCAGAUCGCCGAUUUGACCAAGGCUUCAAAUUUCACAGAGGGUACAACUCGGGCCGAGGGAAUUAUCGUGGACGAGGCCGUGGCUAUGUCCAAAAUUUUGAAAGGGGGAGAAAUUUCCAGCCAAAAUUUGAACAAAAUAAUGUGACGGAAAAUAAUAAUGAAAAUGCAU